Molecule: messenger RNA, 1641 nt
Organism: Marchantia polymorpha subsp. ruderalis
Lineage: Eukaryota; Viridiplantae; Streptophyta; Marchantiopsida; Marchantiales; Marchantiaceae
Source: the annotation of a GenBank genome assembly
GGUUUACUUUAGUUUACUGCGGAACUCUGUCCGCUCCUCUACCUCUACGGCUCGAGAACAAUGUACUGGUACACGCAAUUAUCUGCGAAGAAAGAAGCAGCCCACCAUCCCACCACCGCCCGUCGCCUCUACAAGAGUAAAAAAUUUCCCGAGAGUUGAAACCAUAAAGCACUCAAAAAGGGAAGGACCCAGAAAAAAAGAAAAUCAAAAGAACUACACUGCAUAACAGCUCCCUGGCCCUCUCUGUCGCUUUAUCUCUCUCUCUUUCUCUCUCCCCCAUCUUUCUCUCUGUUUCUGGGUCUGCCCUCUGUUGCCCUUGUGACAUCUUCGGCAUUUCUAGUUCGGGAGACUGCGUGAGACUGAGCAGAGGGAGAAUCGAGCGAUUGAGUGGUAAGUGAAGAGAGAGGGGAGAGGGGAAUUUUUUUGAGACAAUUCGAUAGGUUAUGUUCCUCGGUAGGGAGGGAAGGACGGAGAGAUUCAGAGGGAAUUGUGGACAGUGUUUGGGAAGGAGAGGCCCGGUGCAGUGAAUUAUCAUCCACGUCGAUUGCUCACUGUAUGGUCGAUUGUCAGUAAGUGCAGCAGAGCGGGUUUGGCAUCGAGGGUGAUCUGUUUGAUUGCUUGCUUUCUUUCUUGAGGAGGCCCUGGAAUUCGUGAGGGAUCAUCUUUUGCGCCGGGUUUUAUCAAAUUGUUGAACUUACGGGACGUGGGUUCUGCGGGUACUAUGGAGCCAAUCCCUAUCUCUAUCACCGACAACAGUCGACAUGAAAUCAGCAUGGAUGGCAUAGCUUCUCUUCUUGCUAUGGCACGUCAGCGAAUAAAUGAAGGGAACCCGUCCCUAGCUUUGCAAGCUGUGGUCAUCGCUCUCAGAGCCUCCGGGGGUGAGCGAGCAGUGCUGCAGGCCUUCAGCAGUGCUCGAGAAAUAUAUCGCACCGAAAGGGUGGCAAUCGAUCCCGUGGACGAACUGUCUGCACUGUUUGCUGAUUGUGGCAUCACGGAUAUACACUCCAUCAACUUUAGUUCAAAUGGAGGACCGCAUACAGCCACUCCUGUACCUUCAAUGCAAGACCUCGACAUGAUGGAAGGGAACACAUCUAGAAUCCCGAUAUCGGCUCCCAUUCUUGCAGAAAGUGGACGGCUUCAAGUGGUUAUGGAUGCAUCCGCCGAUGGCAGCAGCUUCGUGUGUCUCCAAUGUGGUGGCGUAGUGAGUAAUCUGCGCAGAGAUGAGCACCUCCAGUUUUGGUGUUCACAGGCUUCAUAAUGUCAACUCAUGAGACGCCGAAAUGCUUGGCUUUUAUCUUCACUUUGUAAUUUUGUAAGUAGUGAGUGCAUGAGUGUUUAUCAUCGUGGAGAAUCGACGUCCUGGUAAACAUAAUGAAAGAGGAUGAAAAAUUUUGUAGCUUGGUCCGAGAUCAGUUGUUGCCUUCUGGUAUGCCUUACACCUCUUUUCUCUCUAGUGUCUUCUGCCGGGACCUUCUGAUAUGAGACCAGUAGUUAACCCCAAUUUUGAAUUUAUCAGAGGAUGUGGAGUUCAGGUAACUGAUACGGCACUUUGAGCCCCUCCUUGUGAACAUUAUCAUAUGUAUAGAAACAUGGAACGACCAAAUCAGUUUAACAUAAAACUGGACGAUUGUGGUACUGAAA